ACCCUGUCCUACCCUGCCCUGCCUAGUCUUGCCCUGUCCUGCCCAGUCCCGCCCUGUCCUACCCUGUCCUGCCCGGUCCUGCCCGGUCCGGCCCUGCUCUGCCCGGUCCGGCCCUGCUCUCCCCUGCCCUGCCCAGUCUUGCCCUGCCCUGCGCGGUCCCACCCUGUCCUACCCUGCCCUGCCUAGUCUUGCCCUGUCCUGCCCGGUCCUGCCCGGUCCGGCCCUGCUCUGCCCGGUCCGGCCCUGCUCUCCCCUGCCCUGCCCAGUCUUGCCCUGCCCUGCGCGGUCCCACCCUGUCCUACCCUGCCCUGCCUAGUCUUGCCCUGUCCUGCCCGGUCCGGCCCGGUCCGGCCCUGCUCCGCCCUGUCCGGUCCUGCCCUGUCCUACCCUGUCCUGCCCGGUCCGGUCCUUCCCUGCCCUGCUCUGCCCGGGCCUGGCCUGGCCUCCCCUGGCAGUAGGCAGAGAUGGCGGCGGAAGGGGCCCGUCCGAGCCUGACGUCCAUCUCGUCGGGGGAGCUGCGGAGCCUGUGGACGUGCGACUGCGAGCUGGCCGUGCUGCCCCUGCGCCAGCUGCUGCUCCUGCAGGCCGAGGCCUUCCGGCUGCGGGGCCCCCUCCUCCUCCACCUGCCCGGACCCCACCGAGGGGGCUUCAACGUCUUCGGACACGGCGUCGUGCGCCUCGACGGCCGGCUCUACCGACUCGGCAACUACAUCAAGAGGUUCGUGGAACUCACCAGCCACCGCGACUAUAAAGACUACCGGGAAACGGUCCUGAGCCGUCCGAUGCUGUUCUUCACCGGCGUGAGGACUGGGGCAGGGCCCUCCUGUCAAGAAAAAACCUAUGUACUUCUUGUGAACACCCGACACCCCAAGAUAAGAAGACAAAUAGAACAAGGGAUGGAUCAAGUCAUCUCCUCAGUGUUUGGAGAAAGCUACAGCCUUCGGUUUGAUUUCCAGCAAGUGGUAAAGAGUUUUUUCCCUCCGGGAAGUGAAGUGGUUAAUGGAGAAGAUCUAAGCUUCGCAUACGAAUUCAAAUCCGAUGCCCUGUUUGAUUUCUUCUAUUGGUUCGGGCUCAGCAAAAGCACGGUUGAAGUGCAUGGAAAAGUUUUGAAUUUGUCUACGACCAGUUCAGCCAAGAAGGAGACGAUCAAGUUAUUUCUGGAAAAGAUGAGCGAGCCCCUCGACAGGAGGACCAGUUUCUCAGACCGGAAGUUCAGUGUUACCUCUAGAGGUUCAAUAGACGACGUUUUUAACUGCAAUCUGUCUCCCAGAUCAUCACUGACAGAUCCUCUUUUAACGGGAUUGCCAAUCCCAGGAGUUAUGGAAUCGGAAGAGAGUUAAAUACGCAGAUGAUCGGUGUCCCGUGCUCAGCUUUUAUGAUCAACUGAAAGCUAGGCACCAGAGCUGUCAGGAUAGAAGGUGAACUGGAGGGGUUUGCCCCCUGCUUUUUAAUCUCCUCCCACCCCCCACCCCAUUUCUGCUUUAGAGGACAGGACUUUUUGCCUCUCUGGGGCCCUUAGCAUCUCCUGUAGAAUUGCGCUCUCUCUCCCUUUGCCGUGGGCUGUUAUAACCCAACAAGCCCCUGCUCCUGUGGGAUUAUUUAGGUCAGGAUUCACCUCUGAGGCCAAUAAACAAGGAAAUUCCCCUGCUGAUGACCGAUACUCUUGCCAAAGCCGAGCUUAGUAGGGGGGGUCAGACCCCUGCUUCUGGCCAGAUGCAGAUGUAAGAAGAGCUCUCUAAUGCUCCUAAGCACUAAGAUUAGUAACCCUCUUGGACUUGACAGACCGAGGAGUGUCUGAUAUUUGAUCUUCUGCGUAUAAAAUGAUCAGUGAAGUAGACGAUAGGACCGCAUUCAGCACUGACAGAUGCGGGAUAAUAAACAAAGGGCGGCUUUCUUUAAAGAGAAUA
Molecule: messenger RNA, 1907 nt
Organism: Ornithorhynchus anatinus (platypus)
Lineage: Eukaryota; Metazoa; Chordata; Mammalia; Monotremata; Ornithorhynchidae
Gene: MEDAG
Product: mesenteric estrogen dependent adipogenesis
Exons: 5
Coding region: 465-1340 (291 amino acids)
Cellular component (GO): cytoplasm
Source: RefSeq, a predicted model, not a curated record